AUGGCACAGUCAGCAAUUCAAAAAAAUUAAUAUUAAACUUAAAUAUAAACGACACAGUUCUAUCAAAAUCAUCUUAGAAGACAAACACAACAUUCAUAAAGCACACUCGAGGUUACACGAGGUUACACGUGUUUUAAUUUGCUGACAUGUUCAGGAAAUGUUUUCUCUGGAAUGACUCUACAAGAUAUCUACCAUUGAAAAUGGAGACAUUCGUCCAUAGAGUGAAAUGGAAUUCAUUAAAGGUAUAGAUUGACGCCAGGGUCUAUACUUAGUUUUAUUGUGGUGUCAAAUAACAUCACUGAUUAACAAUCCUUCAAAAUUAUAAUUUCAGUAUGUACAUGAUGAUAUGAAUUUGGAUAUCUACAUUCCCUAAACCAUAUAGAUGUUUGGGUAUAUCAGUGAAGAAAAAGUUUUACGACGGUUUUUUGUGUUUGUGUGUGUUUGGGGCUGCAGAUGAAAUAACAAGAUUCAUUUCUUUUACAAAAUGAAUACAAUUAUUAUAGCAAUGGUUAAUGUUGCGUCUAAGAUCCGCGUCUAAGAUUUGUGCGCGAAACACCAUACUUUAUAAGGCGUUAUUGCUGUUGAGGUUUGACGUCACAAUAUUUGUAUCAGUUGGAUUGAGAGGUUGGUGUAUUUUUCUCGUAUCUAAAACAUUUAAGUAACUUCUAAUUUUGAGAAUGUUAUAUCCCGUCGUUUAUUUCUCAUUUAUUAUGCACAGGGAUCUGUAUUUAUAAAUCAAUAGAAUUGAUGUGUAGCUUUAUAAAGUUUAUUUUGUUUUUCUACAUCAGAAUUCAAAAUGUAGAUAUUUUACUAUUUCAACAAUAUGCAACCUCGACAAAAGAACACAGAUCCACCUAGUAACGUAUCCUCGGACUAACAGUGAAUCAAUCAGCGUAUCAUAACUGGAGGAAGUUGUCUCGUCAGUAGCGGGAAAAUGCUGCCAGAAAUCAACAAAAGGAUUGAGACGAUUAUUUCUCAACGCCUUGUCACUUUGUCGUCUGAAGAUGAAGUCCUCUGGAUUACCAAAUUGUGGAGGGGCAAACGGAUCGAUUUGUUGCGCUGGAUACUUUUGGAAUAACCUUCUAAAGAACUGUAUACCGUGCGAUAUCGGGUUUCAUGGACCUAACUGCUCUAGGCCCUGUCCGUAUCCUGCAUUCGGGAAGGACUGUCAGUUUAUUUGUAACUGCAAGGUUCAUUAUUGUCAUCGUCAGCAUGGUUGUGGAGAAUGUGAAAAAGUUUGCGAAGCUGGUCUGUACGGAUGUAACUGUGAAAACCCUUGCCUAUAUCCAACCUAUGGAGAAGAAUGUCAAAAAAAUUGUGAAUGCGAACAGCAACUGUGUAAUGCGACAACGGGGUGUAAAGACAACAAUGGAACUAUAUUAGCAUCCACAUCAACUGUAAUAAAUAUCCAAGUUAAUGAGCACACGGUAGCUUUUGAACCUUCCACACUAAGAAGUACAGCUGGAUCAAAUGUUCCCAACCGGAAUGCAAGUUGUGAAAACGAAAACCAGGAUACAAAAAGAGGCAAACAAUCAAGGAGGGCAAAUAUUGAUGGACUUACUGCAGGUAUAAUUUGUCUAGCAGUAAUAGCUGGAUUGCUGAUACUGUUCAACGUAGGAACAUAUUUGUUGACAAUGAAACCCAGAAGCAGAACAAUAUUACAAAUCGAGUGAAACGUUUCGCGUGAACUUAUUUGCAUGUAUUAAACGCACUCAUAAUGCACAUUGCAGCUGAUAUCCAUCACUCUAAAGUUAUAUCGAUAAGUGUCGCAUGAUGUGAGGCAAUGUAUAAAUAUCCCAUCUUACAUCAACAAAAUUACUAUGCUGAUUGAAAAUAUAUUUGAUUUUAUA
Messenger RNA from Ostrea edulis (European flat oyster), 1850 nucleotides. Its product is annotated as cell death abnormality protein 1-like. NCBI's taxonomy places the organism in Eukaryota, Metazoa, Mollusca, Bivalvia, Ostreida, Ostreidae. The transcript is spliced from 7 exons. The coding region runs from base 1005 to 1673 and encodes 222 amino acids. The record is from RefSeq and is a predicted model, not a curated record. Gene Ontology annotation, molecular function: scavenger receptor activity.